AUGUUAUCUAAAAAAUCUUCCACCUGGAGUGUUAUAAUUAUACAAUUAGUUUUUUCAAUUGUUAUUUUUAUAUCUUCAUUAGCUGUAAUUGCUGCACAAAGCAAUUCAUUUAAUAGAUAUGGUGUCCAACAAGAACCAAGUAUUUUUAUGAUUAUUGCUGCAAUUGUGUCAUUUUCAAUGAUUUUAUCAACAAUUUUAGCAAUGUUUGCAUUGGCACAUCAUGUAAAAAAAUGGUUAAUACCUCAUAUGAUAUCAACUUCAGUUAUGUGGUGUUUUCAUAUUGUUUUUACAUUUAUAUGGUUAAAUGAUAUUGCAGUAUAUGGAACUUCUCCAAUAGAUUGGUUACUAACAAUUAUAUUAUCACUUUUAAUUCAAAUUUUAAUAUUAGGUUCUAUCUAUCUAGAUAGUCAAUGUUACCGGGUAAUGGUUUAA
Molecule: messenger RNA, 432 nt
Organism: Strongyloides ratti
Lineage: Eukaryota; Metazoa; Nematoda; Chromadorea; Rhabditida; Strongyloididae
Exons: 3
Coding region: 1-432 (143 amino acids)
Source: RefSeq, a predicted model, not a curated record